ACACUUCUCAACAUUUAAAAAACAAUUUUUUAUCCCCUGUUCCUCCCCAAAUCCCUAAUCAAUGAGCGCAAUUUCCCAACUUUGAAAUCGGAGAAGAAUGAACAGCGACAUUUCCCGGUGGGUCAUGGAGUUCCUCCUCCGCAGUUCCGUCCCCGAUUCCCUCAUCCAGAAAACCCUAACCGCCCUCCCUCUAUCCCCCGCCGAACCCCGCCUCAAGAAAAACCUCCUCCUCCGCACCCUCCAAACCCUCCUCCGUAGAGCCACACUAUCGGAAACCGCGCUCGACAUCCUCGAAGACCUCGCCCCUGUCUCUGACGCGCAACGCCGCGCGUACUGCGCAGUCGCCGUGGAGUGCACCGUCAAGUACCUCGCUGCGUGCCCCGACGUUAUCGAUGGUGAGUACGCCGGCGCUGUACGGCGGAUCUGGCGCGGACGCGUGGCGGCGCUGCAGGCGCGCCGGAGCGGGCUGGUCUCUGGGGAGUUGGUGCGGUGGCGCGAUGAGAUAGAGAACGCGCUUGGGGAGGAUUCCAGGGCGGCUCGCGAGAGGCUGGCGGGGUUGAAUAGUCGGAGGGACGCGAUGAAUGAGGUGAGGGUGUAUUUGAAGGAAGCGUGGGAAAUGAUGGGGCCUUCGUUUUUGGAAACGGUUGCGGCAACGGAGAAGAAGAACGAUGAAGGUGCCUGUGAUAAUGGUAGUGGUAAUGGUAAUGAUGAUGAUCAUGAUGAUGGUGCAUGCAUGGAGGAUGUGGCAAUGCAUUAUGAGAAUCAGGAACCAUUGGAAGAGAGUGUUGAUGCGAAUCAGGAAGUGGGUGGGUCUGACUUAACUCCUCAGAGGGAUAAAGCAAUUCUGAAGCGGAAUCCUCAGCUUAAACACAAACACUCUGCAUUUCGUGCAUCUCAUAAGGGAAGGGGAAUUAAAAUAUCUAGUCCGGAGGAAGUGGAGUCAACCAAACCAUGGAGAAAACAUGAUCCUGUGCCUAGUGCUGAAGUUAAAAAAAUUCGGGAAUCCCUAAAAUCAAGUUCUUCGGAGUUACAGGCAUUGGUUAAUGAUCCUCUUCCCGAUGCAUUGCAUAUAUCUGAUGUUGUAAGAUCCAAAUUGGCAACUAGUGAUACAAAAAUUGAGCCACCGAUUGAAAACCAGCAUGAAGAUGUAGAAGUACAGGAUCCAGAUGUUUGCCUGAGUAUUGUACCUUUUCAGCCCAAUGAUGUCAAUCUUGGGAAGAAGUCUUCUGUUCAUUGUAGUAACAUUCACCAGCCCAGCUUGAUGGAACGGAACAGAAGUGCUCGUACCUUUGAGUGGGAGGAUUCAAUAGACAACUCACAACAAGCAAGACAGCCAAGGAGGAGGAAAAGGAAAUGGAGUUCGUUGGAAGAAGAGACACUAAGGGCUGGUGUAAAAAUGUUUGGAGAAGGAAACUGGGCAACAAUCCGAAGUUUUUACAGUAACAUAUUUGAAAAUAGAAGUGGAGUUGAUCUGAAGGACAAGUGGAGAAACAUGAUACGGUGACACUAACGCGCUACUUUCAUGUGUAUAUCUUGGUGAGGUAAUGACAAUUUUGACAGCAGCUUCUCUCUAUGCAAUCAAGCUUUGUUAAAACACCAUCCAAAUCGUACAGUUAGUGAGGACCAACUGGUAUCCAAGGCCCUUUCAAACACAUCAUUCAUCCCCGUGUUUUGGUUUCAAUGGCUCAGCUGAAGGUUCCCCCAUUAUGGUAUGCUCGGUACGAAAAGAAAUCAUGGCAAUUUCGAGGAGCGGUACUACAUCCCAUGGAAAGCGGAUAAGGAAGCCUAAUCCUCCCUAUGUGCAGUAGCCAAAUCAGUCUCUUGUGUUAGGAUUAGAUAAGAUAGUUGUUUUAUCUUUAUUAGAUAGGAUAGUUAUUUGAUCUUUUAUUAGAUAUGAUAGUUAUUUGUUCUUUAUUAGGUAGGGUCUAUAUUUUUAUCUUUACUAGUUAUCUUUAAGUUUGUUGCUUACCAGUUUAUCGUUCUAGAAAUAGUAUUUAUUGAAUGAGGCUGUAGUUCCAAGAUAUGCAGAAAUAAAAACUCAUUCCAGUUACUUAUUA
Glycine soja is the source of this 2057-nucleotide messenger RNA. RefSeq lists its product as uncharacterized. The record is from RefSeq and is a predicted model, not a curated record. The transcript has 8 exons. Lineage: Eukaryota; Viridiplantae; Streptophyta; Magnoliopsida; Fabales; Fabaceae. Bases 98 to 1504 code for a protein of 468 amino acids.